AUGGUUCAGUCCGCGAUCUUGGGUUUCCCCCGCAUGGGUGUGAACCGUGACCUCAAGAAGGCAACUGAGGCUUACUGGGGCGGCAAGAUCUCCCAGGAGGAGCUCCUCGCUGAGGCCAAGCGCCUGCGUCUGGCUCACUGGAAGAUCCAGAAGGACGCCGGCGUCGACGUCAUCCCCAGCAACGACUUUGCUCUCUACGACCAGGUCCUCUCACACAUCCAGGACUUCGGUGCUGUCCCCGAGCGCUACAGCAGCUCGAACCUCGACCGCGUCGAUGAAUACUUUGCCAUGGGUCGUGGACACCAGAAGGGUGGUGUCGACGUGCCCAGCUUGGAGAUGGUCAAGUGGUUCGACUCGAACUACCACUACGUCAAGCCCACUCUGCAGGACAACCAGACCUUCAAGCUCACCGCCAGCCCCAAGGCUGUCGAGGAGUUCCUUGAGGCCAAGGAGGCUGGCAUCAACACCAGACCCGUCCUCUUGGGCCCCGUCUCCUUCCUGCACUUGGGUAAGGCAGACCGUGGCCAGAAGGUCGAGCCCCUCGACCUUUUGGAGAAGCUCGUCCCUGUCUACGUUGAGCUCCUUGCCAAGCUGAAGGAGGCUGGCGCCGAGACCGUUCAGAUCGACGAGCCCGUUCUCGUCCUGGACCUGCCCAGCAAGACCAAGGCCGCUUUCAAGCCUACCUACGAGAAGUUUGCUGGCCUCGGUGACAAGAUCCCCAAGCUGGCCUUCACCACCUACUUCGGUGACAUCGUCCACAACAUUGACCUCGUCCCCAAGGACAUCUACGCUGUUCACAUUGAUCUCGUGAGAAACCCUGAGCAGCUGGACACUGUCUUGUCCCACAUCGGCUCCAAGACCAUCCUCUCGGCUGGUGUCGUUGACGGCCGCAACAUCUGGAAGACCAACCUCAAGCGCGCCAUCGAGGUUGUCGAGACCGCCGUGCAGAAGAUUGGCAAGGAGCGUGUCAUCGCUGCCACCUCCAGCUCUCUGCUCCACACUCCUCACACUCUUGCCAGCGAGAAGAAGCUGGACCCCGAGAUCGCCGACUGGUUCUCGUUUGCCUCUGAGAAGGCUGUCGAGAUUGCCACCAUCUCCAAGGCCGUCACUGAGGGCCCCGCCUCUGUUCGCGAGGCUCUGGAGGCCAACGCCAAGUCCAUCCAGGCCCGUGCUACCUCCAGCCGCACCAACGACCCCAAGGUCAAGGAGAGACAGUCCAAGAUCGUCGAGGCUGACUACAACCGCAAGUCCGAGUUCCCUACCAGAAUUUCCCAGCAGGAGAAGAAGCUCAACCUGCCCCUUUUCCCCACUACCACCAUCGGUUCUUUCCCUCAGACCAAGGAGAUCCGUCUGCAGCGUGCCAAGUUCACCAAGGGCGAGAUUACUGAGGCCCAGUACGACAAGUUCAUUGAGCAGGAGAUUGACAUGAACGUUAAGAUCCAAGAAGAGCUUGACCUGGAUGUUUACGUCCACGGUGAGCCUGAGCGAAACGACAUGGUUCAGUACUUCGGUGAGCGUCUCACCGGAUACACUUUCACCACCCACGCUUGGGUUCAGAGCUACGGUUCCCGAUGCGUCCGACCUCCCAUCAUCGUCGGUGACAUCUCCCGCCCUGCCCCCAUGACCGUCAAGGAGUCCAAGUACGCUGUCUCUGUCUCCAAGAAGCCCAUGAAGGGUAUGUUGACUGGCCCCGUCACUUGCCUGAGAUGGUCGUUCCCCCGUGAUGACGUCCACCAGUCCGUCCAGGCUGAGCAGCUUGCUCUUGCUCUCCGUGACGAGGUCGUCGACCUUGAGAAGGCUGGCAUCGACGUCAUCCAGGUCGAUGAGCCCGCUCUGCGUGAGGGUCUGCCUCUCCGUGCUGGCAAGGAGCGCGAGGCUUACCUCGACUGGGCUGUCAAGGCCUUCCGUCUCUCAACUGUUGGCGUUGAGGACGCCACUCAGAUCCACUCUCACUUCUGUUACUCUGAGUUCCAGGACUUCUUCCACGCCAUCGCCGCUCUUGAUGCCGAUGUGCUGUCCAUUGAGAACAGCAAGUCUGAUGCCAAGCUUCUCGGCGUCUUUGUUGACUCUGCCUACCCCCGACACAUUGGUCCCGGUGUCUACGACAUCCACUCCCCUCGUGUUCCCACCGAGCAGGAGAUCAAGGACCGCAUCGAGGAGAUGCUGCAGUACCUGAAGCCUGAGCAGCUCUGGAUCAACCCUGACUGUGGUCUCAAGACCCGUCAGUGGAAGGAGACCAAGGAGCAGUUGGUCAACAUGGUCAACGCUGCCAAGUUCUACCGUGCCAAGUAUGCCAAAUAA
Neoarthrinium moseri is the source of this 2301-nucleotide messenger RNA. RefSeq lists its product as uncharacterized. The record is from RefSeq and is a predicted model, not a curated record. The transcript has 3 exons. Lineage: Eukaryota; Fungi; Ascomycota; Sordariomycetes; Amphisphaeriales; Apiosporaceae. Gene Ontology annotation, molecular function: zinc ion binding; 5-methyltetrahydropteroyltriglutamate-homocysteine S-methyltransferase activity. Bases 1 to 2301 code for a protein of 766 amino acids.